UGCUGCUGCUGCUGGAGUUCACAUUCACAAACGGUUUUAGUGUAAUUUCGGCUGCGCGGCGUGUUAGUCUCCACGUCGCUCUGGGGACCCGGGACAACAAAUUGCCAUAUCCAAGUGUCUUGAGCGCGCGUGUGUACGUGAAUGUGUGUGUGCGUGCGUGCUUGCUGGCGUGCAUGAGUGUGUGUGUGUGUCGUGUGGCAUCGUAUCUGUGUGCUACGUCGUGCUCCAGCUGUCAGCGGAGUCGUUGUCAGUCCGUCGCACCGUAGCACCGUCGCCGUCGCCGUCGUCGUUGCCGUCGUCUGUUGCUCUUCGCGGUCGCAUCUACAAGUUUUUCCUUUAUUUUUUUUUGGGAUUUUUUUGUUUUUUUUUUUUUUAGUAUUUGCUGCGUCGCGUUGCGUUUUCUACAAUUGCUUGAGUGUGUGCACGUUCCCAAUUUUUGCAGUGCCAAAAACAGAAACAGAAGCUGAAAAAAUCUCUCUCACACACACACACACACGCAACAUUUUUGACCCACUGAUGUGGACCAAUAUAUCGGAGAUGGCCACCCGAACUGGAUAUAGUUGGAUGGCGCUGGCCUAGAAACCUCAGCGACGAGCAUUAUGCGCUGCCAAUAUUGAAGUGGACAGACAGACGCACACAGCAUUACACAACACUGCCUAACACAACACUACACUGUACAUAUAGUAUACAGCGGCUGUGCGUUCUGUACAAUGGUCAUCCAGUGCACAUGCGAUUGCGAUUGCAGUGACAGAGACAACCGCAGCUUCUGUUUGCCACGCUUAACGCUGCGACAGCAACGACAACAAAGUGCCACGCCCCUUGAUGCUGGCAAUGAUAUGGAGCAUCGGUUUCCAUACUAUCGGCGUCUAUCGAAUACCUCAUCAGCGCUAUACGGCAGCUGCCCACAGUUGCUGCCCGUUGGCCAGCCUUGCCACGGUCCGAGUCAGAGUCAGAGUCAGAGUCGCAGCCUGGAGCAGCAGCAGGAGCAGCAGGAGCUGAGGCCAUAUUCGAGUCUGGUGCGCAGCAAGCACAGAAGCUCCGUGCUGUGCAACAAAUGUGCACUGUGACGAAGAUACAACCUAAGCUGUGAGCAUCCAGAACCACAACAACAACAACCGCAACUACAUUCGUAUCCGCAACAAGCCCACAACAAGACAACAGCAGCAGCAGCAGCAGCAACAACAGCUGCAACAGCAGCUAGCCCCAAGCCGAGGCAGGAGGCAGCUGCCACACUGAGUACGCCGCGUUAUUUGUGCACCGAGUGCCGCUUUAACAACCAGCCGCUGGCCUGGUGGGUCUCAUGUCCGCGUCUCUCCAAUCUGCCCACUGAACAGCCUCAAAUGCCAACGCCAGCAAUGCAGCCGCCACCACCGCCGCCGUUGCUGCAGCCACAUCACUGCCAUGGCACAAAUCCGGCGCGCUUUCCACUACAAGCCAAUGCCAAGCGGCAUUGUGACAAUUUUGGCAGCUAUGCCACAUUGCCCACCAUCGAGCAGCAGCAGCAGCAGCAGCAGCUCUAUGCAAAUGCAGCCACAGGCUACAGUCGACAUUGCGCGGCUUCAAUGCCACCGCCGCAUCAUGAGCCUGCUCGUUGGUAUGCGCCGAGCAAUGCCAAUCCCAAUUUGAAUGCCUGUUGUUACAUGUACAAUCCCAUGCCCCACUACGGCCCGCAGCUCUGCGUUUGCGAUAAUUGGUAUCACCAGCAGCAACACCAGCAGCAACACCAGCAGCAGCAGCAGCAGCAGCAGCAGCACAGGAGCAUCCCGCCGCCGCCCAAGCCACUUUUGCCCAAUGGCGGCUGCUAUUUGGGCUUUGAUGCUGCUGCACACCACCCUAGCCAUAUAACCGAUGAAGAGGACUCGGCCUUUCCAGCACUCGCCGAUCGUGAGUUUCAUCUGUUGCAUCGCAAUAUUCCGGCACUGCGUCGCACCGGUGUGGACACAACACGCAUACGACAGUACUUUUAUCCGGAUGGCGGCUGGGGCUGGAUCAUCUGUGGCGUCUCCUUCCUGGUCCACAUCCUAACCACUGGCCUCCAGCUCAGCUAUGGCCUGCUGUUGUUCUAUGCCGUUCAGCAUUUGCAUAACACAAGCGGCAUCGAACUAUUGGGCGCCCUGAGCUGGUCCGUCUCGAUGCUGGCCAUACCGUUUGUGGUGUCGUUGUGCCGGAAGCGUUCCAUACGCCUCCUCUCGAUUGUGGGUGGCCUGGUGAUGCCGCUGGGCAUUCUGUUCACUUCAUUUGCCACGGAAUUCGGUCAGGUUGUUUUCAGUUAUGGCAUCGUAUUCGGCAUCGGAGUUUCCAUGGUGCGUGAAGCUUCUACCGUGAUGCUGGGCAAUUACUUUAAGCGUCGGCGGCAAUUCGUCGAAAUGGUGGCCAUGUCCGGCGAGGGCGUUGGCAUCGCUUUGUUCUCCGUCAUACUGAAAGAGGGCGUGGGCAAGGCUGGCUGGCGCCUGGGCCUGCAAAUCGUUGCCGCUCUAACGGCGCUCAGCUUUUUCAUGGGUCUCAUGUACCGACCCGCAUCCCUCUACCAUCCGCAACGUCGCGCCAUCCAACAUCUGAAGAACCAGCGCAAAAAGCUACGCGAGAAGAAGCCCAAACUCACGCAGGAGGUGGAGUCACCCACGAGAUAUUUAUUUUUGGACAUAUCAUCGCUAAAAUCCGUGACAGUUAAGAUACUAUUGAUGACCUCCAGUGUGGCUGCAUUCGGCAUCUAUACGCCCAUGUUCCUUAUGGCCCUCAAUGCUGCCAAGGAGGGCUCCGAUGUGCAGGAGCUGGUCCUGCUGCAAACUUUUUUGGGCAUCUCCAUGGCUCUGGGCGUUGUGCUGGCCGGCGCUCUUCUGCGUCGCUGCUUUGUGAUCAGACAAUUUGUGAUCAAUACCAAGAUUGUUUCUCAGCUGUUUAUAUCCAUUGUUGCACUGGCCAUAUUAUUUCUAUCCUUUGUGAUGGGCUACAAAGGACUGUGCAUACUCAGCUGGCUCUAUGGCAUUGGCCUGGGCGGCUUUCAGUACUCGCUGAAGAUUUUGGCGCUUGAACGCAUCAAGCUGAAGCAUUUCUCCAAGGCCUGGGGUUUUAUACGCGGCGUCCAGUCGGUGCCCGUGCUCAUUAGCGUGCCCCUCACUUCCUUUCUUAAUGAUUAUUCGCUGAAGUAUGGGCGUGCCGGCUAUUAUAUUUGCUCGGCGGCGGCCGCCAUUUCGGGCAUCAUCAUCUUCUUCAUCAGCGAGCCACAAGAGCAACAGCAGCAGCAGCAGCAGCCGCCGCGUGGACAUCUCAAUGGGCAUCUGCCCACGCCCAUGCUGAUGCGCCACUCGUCGGCGCGACACCAUCGCCCGAAUCUGCCUUUGGACUAUGGCUAUGGCGACUAUCCGGCACCCGAUCUGCUCAGCCGCAGCUGCAUCAGCCUCAAUCAAAUGGAGCCAUAUUUACAGGCCACAAAUUCCCACUACUGUCAACGUCACAUGCAUCAGCAGUCGCAUUCGCAUCUGUCGCAGCAUCAUCAGCCGCCUGUCCAGCAUACGCAUUCGCAUUCCCAUCCUCAUACGCAUACCCAUACACAUCCCCAGCAGUUGGCCUGCCACAAUCUGGACAUGCAGCAGGCCAACCGCACGCCCUACCAGCUGGGCCAGGGCAGCAUUGGCGCCAAGAUGGGCAAGCGCCUGCAGCGGAGUCUCUCCUUCAUCCAGCAGCACAACUGCUGCGAUGGCCAGAUGUACUGCAGCUGGCACAGCACCUACGAGCUCGGCUGCCGCAAGUCUCCCAAAUCUCAGGACAGGCAGCCACUCAUAUGCACUUGCAGCCCCAAUUCCACCACAUAUGGUGGCGGCAGUUCGGCACGCAGUCGCAGCGUGCCGGAGGGCCUAUCGACCAUGUCGCAGCAGUGUAACUGCCGUCAUGGGGCAGGCGUGGCAGCCGUGGCAGCGCCCUCCCGUGAGUUUAUCUACGUGCCGCACGCCUACGCCUCGCUGCAGCGGACGCCACAUCGACAGAGUCGUCACAUGCCUGGAACAGGAGGAGACGGAGGCGGAGGAGGAGCUGGCGCCGCAGCUGGCACCGGAGCUGGCAGCAGCUGUCAGGCAGCCAGAGGCAAUCCGCAGUGCCGGCUUAAGCGUUCGCAGUCGCUGUGCCGACCCGUUCACUUUGUGGAACAAAUCACCACCUCCGUGUAAGGGGGCGGGGGCGUGUCCGCAGCCACUUGGGCAGUAGAAUCGCAUAGCAUAUUUUGUAGUUGUACUCCAGUUACGUGAAUCGAAUUCCGAAUUGUCACAUCUUUCUAGUCUUUUGUCGUAGUUAGUAGCACGUAUAGUCCAAGUCGAAGAAGUCGAAGCAUUAACCGAAAUCCCACAAGCAAAAAGCAAGAAACAAAAAAACAAAAUGAACGCAACUCGAUGAAUUUUCUAAAUCUAUAAACCUAUUAUUAAAAACAAUACUAUUCUAUGCGGUUUCGCCGAUUUCUAAACGUAAACAUAGAUUUAUAAAUAAUACACACACUCCCACACACCUACACACACACACAGUUAGCAGACGAAAAGCUUUAUCAUUGUCUCAAACAAAAGUAUUUAAAUGAACUUUGCUACCAGGCAAUAUUUUCAUAACAAAAGAAAACACAACAACAAUAAAAGAAUAAUAAAGAUUAACAAAUGAAUGAACAAAGAGACCGCCAAGCAGGUGGAGAGAAAACAUAUUAAAUGGUCCAUUUUUAAAAACGUACACAUACAAAUUAUCCACCGAUACCAAUACGAAAUAUAUAUACUCGAGUCGCGGCAAUUAUACGGCCGACGGCACAGUUUCUAUAUAUAUUUUUUUUCAUUUUUCCACUUGUACUUUAUUUUUAAAUUAAAUAUUCCAUAUACGUUUAAGAUGCAUGAGAAACUCGAAAGUGAACAGAAUUGCACAGAAUUUUACAAAAUAUAUUCCACACUUUUUGCCAUUUUACCAUUCGUUGUGGGGAUUGAGCCUUAUUUUUAAAUGGAGCGCGCAUUGAGAAAAUAUGUAAUAUUCAUUAUUAUAAUGAGAUCAUAUGAUGUCAUAUGUUUUUAACUGCAAUUGCAAGCACAAUUUCUGGCAUAAGUCAACCGCAAUUGUACAAUGCGCAAACAAACAAAAAAUAUUUCACAAUAAUACAUAUACUGAACGGAAUAAAUUAAAAGCCAACUUAUAAUAAUUACUCUAUAAUCUUAAUAGGGACAUAUGUGCAAAUAUUGAAACAAAUAAUUAACGAUAUGGAGCGAAAAUUAAUAUUUGAAAAAAAAGGAAGAAAAAUUUGAAUUAUAAAUUCAACAAAUGAACGAGGCAUAAAUUCAAUUAUAUUUAACAUAAGUAUUAAAUUCAUUAAAUUAAUGAAUGCCUAAAUACAAUUUUAACAUGAUGAACUCAUAUAUCUACGGUUUACCGAAGAUCAAAUACCCUUGCAGACAAAUUAGCUGGAUAAGCCUCUUGGGAGUAAAGAGAUUAGAUCUUUGGCAAAGCUUUGUCAACAGGUUUCUGAUUAAAUUCCAGAAGUUUGAGUUCUUUAAUGUUAUUUUCUAGGUAACGAACGAUAAAAUGCGUAAUAUAUAUGGGCUUAUGUUUCCAGAUCAGGCAUAUAGACAGAUAAAUCUUUAUUUAACUGAAAUAUGAGAAAAGCAAGACAUAUUAACUACCAUUCACAAGAGUAUAAUGCUCAAAUGUACAUGCCCUUAAAUCUCUUAGAGGAUAGUAAGCCGUUAAUUUUGAUUUAUUUUUAAUUGGUUUUAGAUUACGAAAGAUGAAAAAGCUGCUAUGUGAGAUAUAUGUAGAUGAAAGAGCUUGGAAAAAUGUUCUUUCAAUUAAUCUAACUUAUUGAUUUUUGCAGGAAAAAAGCAGAGGUUUUUCGAAACGCCAAUAUACAAAGUAUUUAAUAUUUAUUCAAAUUGUUGCCGCUUUGUUCACUAUGCAGCUCUCUCAUUGUAGAACCUCUGUUAGAUAAAAUAUUAGUUGCUUUAAUCACAGAUUUAUAUAUUUAUUAAUCGAUACUAAUGACAGCAUUUAAUGCAGCUAGAUAAUUUAUUGCUGAGCAUUAAGCGCACUCUGCAAGGGUAUCAUUAAUAAGGAAUUACAAAUUAUGAAAUUGCCUUGGGCAACGACUAACUGCCAAAAUAUGCAAUAAAAAAAACAAAUUAACUAUUAAAUAAAUGUCAGGCGAAAGCUGAAAAUUGCGAAAUCAUAAAACCUAAUUAACCAUAAAUUGCGCUCAAAACUAUAAACAAUUUGAAAUGACUUUACCUUUUCUUGUGUCCUCUCUUCUGUGUUCUGUUGGUGCCACAAAAAUUUGCGCCGUUUGUGUUCAGCGAAAAGCUUGCAUAAAUUAAGCAUAAAUUAUUUUAGUCACACACACGCACACACAUACACACACCAAUCAUGCAUAUCUCAAUGCCCCAAUCUAAAAAAAAUACUAUUUCAAUUUGUCAACUAUUUAACUUAAGGUACAAUUGUAGCUAAACAAAUUUCCAGACGGCAAAAAAAAAGAAUAAAUUAGCUAUGAAAAUUUUGAACUAAA
Molecule: messenger RNA, 6511 nt
Organism: Drosophila virilis
Lineage: Eukaryota; Metazoa; Arthropoda; Insecta; Diptera; Drosophilidae
Biological process (GO): transmembrane transport
Cellular component (GO): membrane
Molecular function (GO): monocarboxylic acid transmembrane transporter activity
Source: RefSeq, a predicted model, not a curated record